AUGAACGGUGGAAAUUUUAAUUUAACGCUGAAUAUUGUAAAUCGCAUCAUCCCUGGAAAUGUAGCUACCGAAGAAUACACCCGUGAGUACAUCGAAAACUUAGCAGGGCCAGGGGAUAAAGUAGAGACUCUGCUGUCGAGGUCGGAAGAUUCAGAGCUUAUUCUGUCCGAUCUCAUUCGGCUGUUGGAGUUCGAAAAGAACUGGAAACCAAGACUGGGGGAGGAAAUACCCGAUGCUAAGCUUCUAUACGAAGUUGUGCGCAAUGCUCUCGAGCGUAACAAUCAGAGCGCCAUAUUGCUAAUCAACAGACUAUAUUUGCGCGGGUUCGUCAAGGAGUUAAUCAAAUCGAUUUUGAUGUACUUUGGGACCGCCCUCAACCCCAGACGAAAAAUCAGUUGUCGAACGAAGCUCGGCGGCGGACUCAAAAAUGCUAGCUCAACGGUGAGGGUAUGCAGCGGAGCCCUCCGCGCCAUCGCAACAACAAUUGAUAUAUCUGGAGACGGCGAUGUUCAGAGGUUCAAAUUCAAAAGCAAGCUGGAUUAUAAUGUCGCAGUUGGCGUGACCACGCUGUUCCUAGAUUCUGUAGUGGUGGUGGACAACGCUGUUAACUAUGAAAACUUGUUGCAGCUAUUCCACCCACACAGCCCGGCGGUCUUACCUAUCGAAACGCAGCUGUUCGUCUUAUAUGUGCUGCGAAAACGCAUAAGAUGUAAAGCUAUCAACGAUGUGGAUUCGGAUACAGAUGAACCUUCCCAAGAUGGCAGCCAGACAACGCCUCGAGAUGAAAGCAGCAACAAUGAUCAAGUGACUAAAAACGGAACGUAUGGAAGUGAAGGCGCCAACGUAGCACUAGUGACCAGCAAAUUGCCGACAUUGUCUAUUAAUGGCGAGCCUGCGGCAAGGGAGAAUCAGCACGUUACCAAGGAUGCAAAUACGAUACGAAAGCCUACAAAAAUAUCGCAAGGAACCAAACGACAUCGCAUAACAUCAGAGGAGCGUGAUCUGUAUCUUGAAGUGGGACGCAAACUUCUCUCCCGCCUUGCUGUUAGGUGGUCGGAGAAUGUCGUGAAUGCAUCGGGACAGAAAACUGAUUGCAUCUCGCUUGCUGCAUGCCUAAUAAAGCUCUUGGAUAUCGUGUAUGCGACGGAAGAUCACCUAAGUAAUCAGGAUUUCGACCGUGUGGCCAUGGCCAUCAGUGCCGGAACUAGCGCCAAGCUUAGCACCUUUAACGCCAAGCAAACCUUUGCAGCUGUAGCAGUGGCUAAGAAGUUGGCGGAAAUUAGCACUAGGAGGGAUGCUUUGUUGGGUAUAGAGCCAGGUCCGGAUAUAGAAUUCGCAGAAAAUGAAGACGUAUAUGACAAACCGUUGGUUUACCUCAAAAUUGCGUGUGCCCCGUUUACCGUUGAUACUACAGACAAGUCAGAUACGCUCGACGCCGUCAAAGUGCAAUCAGAAAGGGUUACGGGAGCAACAAAUGGACAGCAUGAAAGUGGUGAAACCGAUAUUGAGCAUAACAUUUUGGAUCAGGAACCCAGGGCGGGAAUCGGCAAUAUGACAAGAUUAACAUCGGACGGUAUCAAGCAACAUGAAAAGCAUGCAGAAUAUGGCGCCUCAACAACGGUGAUAAUGAACGAUGCACAACAAACGAAUAAAUCUACGUCGACACCGUCUGGAUUGGAGACUGAAGAAAACGACGGCGGCGAGAGCAGCUAUGCCAAACGCCACAUUGACAAGCUGGUAAAUGAUAUAUUUGCGGAUGUGCCAACUAUAGGCGCGUCCAAGCUACGUUUUGCGCCCUUGGGGGGGUGGAUGGACCCACCACAGCACAUACAGCAGUGUUACGAGCGUUUGAGAAGCAUCCCCGUAGUUGGUGACAUCCAGCCCGACAAAUUGUUCAAUAAUGCCCUUAACAAACCCCAAACGUUGCCAAACUUGCGGCAACGGAUGAUGGUGGCGCAGACGUUGCUCUACUUGCCCAUAAUCGUAGAGCGUAACGAGCCCAUGUUGGAGAAGUACGCCGCGCCCAUCUAUCAGAUGCUUGUCAAAAUUGAUGAUUUCGAGCAGUACAACGACCUGAUGGCCGAACUCACCCACAAGAAAAAGGUUUCGCUGCCUAUUUUGGCAACGGGGGAGGAUAGUGGCGUUGUGAAACAUCACGGUGAUCAUUCCGGUUCUCCUAGCCAAUUGGCUGAAAAACAGGCCGCGCUCUCAAUGACCAAACUGGCCGCUAUAAAACCAAUGAAGAUAUUUGAAUUCAUCUGCAAUGCAGUUGCCGACUCCGAAUACACAGUGACAGAGAAGAUAAGAAUGCUCCUGAGCAUGCAAACGGCGAUAUGUACACUCAGUGGCAAAGCAUGCGAGGAACUGAAACAACCAUUCGAAGCCCACGUCUCUAAGAUUUCAAAACUGCCGGGUGCCGCCAUCGAAGAAAGAAAUAACUCCCCACUCACUACCGUUCAAGCCUUGAGAAACAAAAACACAGCACGUCAAGCACCAAUUAUCGAAAUAAGGACGAAGACCGUUGUGCCGAACAAUCGUGUCGCAUAUACGACUAAACAAGCAGAUGCCAGCAAAAUUGUGAGUAGAAGCAACAUAGGAUCAGUCACCUAUCCUAUCGUGCAACGGAGCGCUGCGAAUCGCAGUGAUGAGCCCUCUAUUAACACAGAAUCUGGUAAUGCAAUUGAGACAAAUGGACCCGCAGAAUCAGAUCCAGCAAUUGCAUUGGGGGUAAAUGAAAUGAUCAGAGACGUGAGAACGUCUAACCAAAGGCAACAGUUGUUAUCGCGGGGUUCCUACCGUAAGGUGCCACUGGCAGAGCCAUCAUCUCAUGAACAGCACGAGAGAAACCCUGCAUCUGCAGUCAUAAAUGAAGAUGGUGGAAGGUCUGAAAUCACACAAAAAGCAGCGUCGAACAUACAGAGAAUAAUUAGAGAAGCCCUUGCCAACAACCAAACUCCCGAAGCUAUGGAUGGAGUUACACCUGCAUUUACUUCGACAGCAAAGAUUAACAUUCCUACUGAUGGGAAUCAAUCAACGGAUGCGUCCAUGAUUGCAAGAAUGCUAAAAAUAGCGAAUUCACAGCCUCAUUCAACGGGAAUACUCAAUAGACCGAUCGCCGUAAAUGCAAAGCGGCCCUAUGUACCCAUCAUCAAUCCAAAGGGGAUGAAUUUACACCACGGUAUCAUGGUGGCUAAUGACAAGACUCCAAUGCGGCCCAUUGCAGCAGAAAUGCCGCGGAAAUUCACGGGGAACCAUGUUGAAACCGUUGACGGCAGGUUCAAGCCCGUCGACUGCCAAUUGAAGAUCUUUUUUGACUUCGUCUUUGAAUGUCUUGUCAAUCCUCCCAACCUCACUCCUCACCGCCUGCAACCUACUGUCCACGGCUCGGGCGGGGCUAUCAUUUGGGUCGGAGCUGGCGUCUGGUGUAGUCGCCGUGGCAAGCUGAUCGUGAAGCUUCUGAGUCUCACCAACUACUCUGUCCAAUUCGCUUGCGAUGCUUUUGCCGCUGCCCUUCGCUAUCCUGUAGUCGCCGAGCAGGAUAGACUCAAUUUCGCUGGCAACCUGGCUGGUGGUGGCGGAGAGACCGAGAAGCGUGGCUUCAGUGACGAGUUUAAUUUCUUUGUCCUUGCCAUUGUUCACCUUGUCUUUAAUCCCACCGUAUAUCUCCGCGGCAAGUGUAUCAAUUCCUCCCUUAAGUCUGUUAUCAAGCUUGUCAGCGAAUGUCUCACAGGCUGA
Molecule: messenger RNA, 3735 nt
Organism: Babesia ovata
Lineage: Eukaryota; Apicomplexa; Aconoidasida; Piroplasmida; Babesiidae
Product: protocadherin Fat 3-like protein, putative
Exons: 2
Coding region: 1-3735 (1244 amino acids)
Source: RefSeq, a predicted model, not a curated record